GAAGUCACACUUAUUAAUUCUAUUAAUUAUUUAUGUACGAAUUUCGCUUUCUUCGCGUUACUUUCUCUCCCUCUCUCACACACAGACACGAUUGACAAUCUUCUUCAACGACGAUCCAAAUUUUUCUCGAAUUCAAUUUAAUUAAUUCUGCCUGGACGCCGCGCAACUCUUUCUGGCGAUCAAUCUCUUACACUCCGAGAGUUCUCUGAAUCUUUUCCCCUAAUUCUUCGUCUCCUUCGCGCUAAUCGAGCGUUCCGGUGCUUUAGAACCUCGUUGAAUCGGUAAAGAUAUUAUAUCCUGGACGUGAUAUUUCUGAAGGUGAAAAGAACGUUUGCUGAUUUUUUCAUUGUUACUCUAUCAACCGAUCGAUGAGGUUUAUUUGGCUGUUCUCGGCUUCAAUUCUGCUAAGAUUUGCCAUCCCCGUUAGCAAUUUGAAGCAACAUUGACGAACAAUAUUAGCAUUUGAAUCUCUUUAGAAUCUUAUUCAUCUUAUGUUAAAUUAAGUGUUGCACUGGUAGAUCUCAGUUCAACUAUUUGCUGUCUGGAACUUCUUGGUUUUCUGUUCGUUGUAUGAAGAAUUUACUUGAUUCGCAUUGAAAGCUAUGACCUCAACUUCACCUAGAGGGCAUGCCUCAAUGGUUGGCUUUCUACGGAGCAUCAACUCCAUUGUGGUCACAGUAAUAGCACUAGCAUUGUUUUUGAUUUUUGCUUCAUUGCUUUCGGUUCCUUCCCCAGUUGGGUCUGCAAUUCGUAGUUAUUUUUAUGGCGCGGAUCCUUCGCCAAGACUGGAAGUCUCAAUUCUUGAGGGGAAUCAAGCUCAAAUUAUUGGUGAUGGUGUUAAUGGCUCAAAAAAUUUGGACUCAUUGGUGCCGAGUGGUAGUCAGAAUACAAUUAAAACUAGCUCUGAUCAAAAUAAAAUUGAUGAUGACUUGCAAAAAGCUGCUUUGCCCAUUCCACUGGUCAAUCAAGGUACAACUGAUCCAGGCCGAACCAACAAGGAAGAUGCAAUUGAUGAGAAUCUGCAUUCUGAGUCUGGAGAAACUAAGAAGUCAUCUAGUUUACAGCGGGAGGAAAUGCCUGUGAGUUCUUCUGGUCCUACAGUUGUUUCAGAGGCAAAGGAGAUGGUGGGUGUGCAUGUGCCUGUACCCUCUCCGUCUUCUAGUUUAAAAAGUGAUGUCGUGAUCAUGCAAAGUUCUGCUACAUCCAAUGCUGCAAAAGAGCUUGUGCCAUCUUCAUCUUCAACACCAAAUGAAGCAGGGAAGGGUGGCUCAGUUAAUUCAGGCUGCGAUCUGUAUCAUGGACGCUGGUUUCAUGACUCUUCUGGACCAUUAUACACGAACAACACAUGUCCUAUUGUCACGCAGAUGCAGAACUGCCAGGGGAAUGGGAGGCCAGACCAGGAUUAUGAAAACUGGCGAUGGAAACCUUCUCAGUGUGACCUCCCACGAUUUGAUGCCAAAAAAUUCUUAGAGUUGAUGAGAGGGAAGACACUGGCAUUCAUUGGUGAUUCAGUUGCUCGGAACCAGAUGGAAUCAAUGCUGUGCAUUUUAUGGCAGGUAGAAGCUCCCAAGAAUCGGGGGAGUCGAAAAAUGCAGCGGUGGUUCUUCAAGUCAACAUCUACCUCUAUUGUCCGGAUAUGGUCUUCAUGGCUUGUCCACCAAACAUCUGGACAGUUAGAUUAUGCUCCUGAGGGUGUUGUCAAGCUCCACCUAGAUGCACCUGACAUGAACUUCAUGGAAUUCAUCCCAAGGUUUGACGUGAUUGUCCUUUCUUCUGGACAUUGGUUUGCUAAGCAAUCAGUCUAUGUCUUGAACAAUGAGAUUGUAGGAGGGCAACUGUGGUGGCCAGACAAGUCUCGCCAGAUGAAGAUUAACAACAUUGAAGCAUUUGGUAUAUCUGUUGAAACAAUUCUCACUGCCAUUGCUUCUCAUCCUAAUUACACCGGCCUGACCAUUGUCCGUUCCUUUUCACCUGAUCAUUAUGAGGGUGGGGCCUGGAACACAGGUGGAUCAUGCACUGGAAAGGUAAAGCCUGCCUUGGAUGGUGAAUUGGUGGAAAAUGGCUUUACUAAUAUAAUGCAUGAGAAGCAGGUGAUGGGUUUCAACGAGGCGAUGAAGAAGGUGAGGGACAAAUCAAAAUUGAAGUUGAUGGAUAUCACUGAAGCUUUUUCAUACCGCCAUGAUGGACAUCCAGGCCCAUACCGGAGUCCUGACCCAAAUAAGAUCACCAAGCGAAGCCCAGAUGGGAAGCCCCCGCCCCAGGAUUGCUUGCAUUGGUGCAUGCCCGGUCCUGUUGAUACUUGGAAUGAGCUUGUGCUUGAGGUCAUUAGGAGAGAAUUUGAAGGCCGUCAAAGCUCUGCUUCUUGAGAUGUCUGCAUUUGGUUGCUGACCAACCUUUUAUUAUUUAUUUAUUUAUUUUUUCUUCUGUAGUUGCCAUUCAUGCGGUAAAAUAUAUCAAGUUAUGGCUAGGGUGAGGAGUAGCUUCCAUCUUUCCCCUUUUUUUUCUCUUAAUAUUAAUAUUUUUGUAGCAAAAUUUGCUGUAACAGAUACGAGAAUCAGGGGUUAGUUGUGAAAUAUGAGGUUAUUAAUUUGUUCAAUUAUCGAAGUCAAAUAUAUCCUUUUGGAUCCGUUAAUAGCUCUUCUAUUUUAGUAUUAUCUUUGUAGAUGAUUUGGAAGAAAAACAGAAUGAGUAAUGCUAUACAACAUUUUCAUGUGCAGUUGUGCAUGGGAUAAAUCAA
Molecule: messenger RNA, 2737 nt
Organism: Malania oleifera
Lineage: Eukaryota; Viridiplantae; Streptophyta; Magnoliopsida; Santalales; Ximeniaceae
Product: protein trichome birefringence-like 18
Exons: 5
Coding region: 603-2366 (587 amino acids)
Cellular component (GO): Golgi apparatus
Molecular function (GO): O-acetyltransferase activity
Source: RefSeq, a predicted model, not a curated record